AUGGCGGACUUGUUCGAUGAUGACAUGUCGGAUGAGGGCAUGCCCAGCGACUUGUCAGAUUUCUUGGCAAGUGAUCAUGAGAAGGAAGAUGAAGCCGAAAAGAAGGCCAAGAAGAAAAAGGACAAGAAGGGUGACAAGAAGGAGGUCCCUGUGAGAGAUGCGAAGGACAACAAGAAGCCUCUGAGUGGCGGUGACAAGAAGCCGGGGGCACUUGCGUACGCACUGCAAGACCAGCAUGGCAAUGAAGUUGUCGGUCAUUCGUUCUCGCAAGUGCAGCUCCUGAAGCUGCAGGGCCUCAUCACGCAUCACUGUGAAACAUUGGUGUGCGAUCUCUGCGGGGAACGAGCGGUGAUUCUUUGCAUUGCCAAGCUGACGUUGGUCGUGUGCGAGCAACAGAGUCAGCAGGGUGCCGGCCGAGGUUACGAGGUCACCUUGAGGGGCUCUAGACUCUCGGCCGAACGAUGUCAGGCUAUGACCAUACGGCCGGCAGGGCCUCUUUGGGCAAGCUGGAAGAUUUGCACGGUGGACGAUCUGAGAGUGAAGUUGCCCCACAACGUCUUCUGCCAAGCCUGUUCGAGGACAGCUUUGAAAAGCUAUCCCCAGUCGACCUUGACAGAUCUUUCUUCGCGCAAGAAAAGGGAGCCGCAAUUUGCAGACGAGUUCGGGAAGGCCAGGGCUUACCAUCUGAACCCGGACAUGAUUCGCAGCUUCAGGGAGGAGGAGCUGGACAAAGUCAAGCGCACGGGCAGCAGAAUCGAAACCUACUUCAUCUUCUACUCCAUGGCGGAGUUCGAGCAAACAUUCGGUGUGAAACCAGCGGAGCACACGGAGCUCAGCCACCUAAUCACAACUGAAGAGGAUGAGUAUGGGAAUGAGAUGACUGGGGUUCUCCUUCGCGAUCCCGAGAGGCUUCAUCGGCGUUUGGUCAGAUACUCCGUGCACGAGUAUUGUUACAAGGACGUUCAGCUGGCGGCUCGAAACACUCUUCGACCGCAGCAAGGCCUCGAAGGGUACUCUAGCUUUCAGAAAGCUCACGCACACAACAACUCCAUCAAAGUGGAGCUGCCACAGUACACCCCCGAGCAGAUGCUGAAAAAGGCUGAGGAGCUCAAGAAGAAGAGCACCGUGGCCGCAUCCGGCAGUGUGAAGCCGAGGGCGGAAAUGGAAAUAGACGAGCUUUUGGAGUCGCUGGCAUCGGCUGUGACAAUCAUCGAGGCAGAACUGCCAACGCCUGGCUUGGCUCUGCCGGUGUCUGGAGUCGGACUGUCCCCCGCGGAGGCAGAGGAAACUCCAAGAGGAAAAGGCGGCAAGAAAAAGAGGAAGGACCAGGACAACAAGGUCAGGGACAAGGAGCCGAAGGAGAAGUGUGACAAGAGCAAGCCAUCCAAAAAACCGAGAAAGGAUGAUGACUCGAAGAGCGGGACAUCAAGGGUUCGGGGACAGGAUGCCAUGGACAAGCUGAUCGCGGAGCACAAAGCAAAUUUGUCUGUUUCGAAGGUGCUGAGCGGCACAGUCACGAAACAGCAGUUGUAUUUCAUCAGCAAGUUCAUGACAUCGCUGGAAAAGAAAGGCCUCACAGCAGACGCUGCAGAUUUGGAGCGGGACCACGCUGUUUGUACGGCCGCCCUCAUGUUGACUCCGGCAGAGCUGUCCCAAAUUCCGUUGGAACAGGACAGCGAGGGCAGCGAGGGCACCUUUGACGUGGUUCACCCCAUGCUGAAGGAUUGCAACCACACCUCCAUGGCUGACAAGGUGAAGAUCUUUGAGAAGGCAUUCUUGGGAAAGAUUCUCACACUCAUCCGGGAGGGCAAGGAGGGACAGGAGAAGCUUGCGCAGGCCUCCCAAUGUGGGGCCCGCUGCGUGGAUGUGCUCACCAAGUCCGCUUCUGGCAUGCCCGUUGCUGAUGGGUAUGCCAAUGCACAGGCUUCCGUGCGGCAGGCCCUGACUUCUCUGAUUGGCCUGGUUGCGAUCAGCUCCAAUGGGUUUUUCAGUGCGGCAGGCAACAGUGAUUCGGGCGCCCCGACUUCCGCAUCCUCCGGCCCACAGGUCUUGUCAAGCAACGCAGUGAAGAGUCUGUCCGAUGAGAAGAACACCACGUCUGUGCUGUACACGCCUCUUGUUUGCAGCUGGCUAGCUAGCUGCUAG
Molecule: messenger RNA, 2145 nt
Organism: Symbiodinium sp. CCMP2592
Lineage: Eukaryota; Dinophyceae; Suessiales; Symbiodiniaceae
Source: the annotation of a GenBank genome assembly